Striga hermonthica is the source of this 1821-nucleotide messenger RNA. Lineage: Eukaryota; Viridiplantae; Streptophyta; Magnoliopsida; Lamiales; Orobanchaceae. The record is from the annotation of a GenBank genome assembly.
AUGGACCCGCCGGAAUCCUCCGCCGCCGAGAGAGUGAUCCUUCGCUGGGACUCAUCCGCCUCCGAGGACGCGCGCGACAAGUUGAUCUUCGCCGGUGACCGCCUCGAGGUCGACCGCUACCUAGACGCCGUCGACGAGCUCCAGAGAUCCAUGUCCGCCGCCGCGCUCUCCGAUUCCCCACCCGCGCCCUCCCCCGCCUCGUCCACGCUCCAGAUCGCCAUGGCCCGGCUGGAGGACGAGUUCCGCAACAUCCUCCUCUCGCACACCUCCCCCAUCGAGGCCGAGCUGCUGACCGAGUCGGCUCACCCCGAGCUCAGCCAGGAGCUUGACUCGGGCGAGGAGAUCGGCGAGCGCAGCUUCGGCAAGCAGUUCGAGCACCAGGAAAGCAAUAGCAGCACCACCAGCAGCUGCUACAAGUCCACCAGUAGCAUCCGCGAGGUGGAUCUCAUCUCCUGCGACGCGGUCUACGACCUCCGCUGCAUCGCGGAGCGGAUGAUCGCCGCCGGCUACCUCCGCGAGUGCAUUCAGGUGUACGCGAGCGUGCGGAAGUCUGCCGUGGACGCAAGCCUGAGGAAGCUGAGCGUCGAGAAGCUGAGCAUCGGCGAUAUCCAGAGGAUGGAUUGGGAGACGCUCGAGACCAAGAUCCGGCGGUGGAUACGCGCGGCCAAGCUGUGCGUCCGCGUGCUGUUCGCAAGCGAGAGGAGGCUCUGCGAGCAGAUAUUCGAGGGUUUGGGUUCCUCUGCGGAUGAUGCGUGUUUCAUGGAAACCAUUAAAGGGCCUGCUAUUCAGCUGUUCAAUUUCGCCGAGGCCAUCAGUAUCAGCCGUCGUUCGCCUGAGAAAUUGUUCAAGACUCUGGACUUGCACGAUGCACUGUCCGAUUUGUUGCCUGACAUUGAGUCUGUCUUUGAUUCCAUAUCGAGCGAGUCGAUUAGGGUGCAGUCGGCGGAGAUACUGUCUAGGUUAGCUGAGGCUGUACGAGGGAUAUUAUCGGAAUUUGAGAAUGCCGUGCUUCGCGAGCCUUCGAAGGUUCCGGUACCCGGAGGAACAAUUCAUCCAUUGACUAGAUAUGUGAUGAAUUACAUUAGUCUGAUCUCGGAUUAUAAGCAUACCUUGAAUGAGCUGAUUGUGUCUAAGCCCUCGACUGGAUCAAGAUAUUCGAGCGAUCCCGAUCCCAAUGUUCCGGAUAUGGAUUUUUCCGAGUUUGAAGGUCAGACGUCGAUGUUGGCGCUUCAUUUGAUCUGGAUUAUUGUGAUUUUGCAGUCCAAUUUAGAAGGCAAGUCGAAGCACUACAAGGAUAUUUCCUUGGCUCAUUUGUUUAUGAUGAAUAAUGUGCAUUAUAUAGUUCAGAAGAUUAAAGGGUCCCCUGAGUUGAGGGAGUUGAUUGGGGACGAUUAUUUGAAAAAAUUAACAGGGAAAUUCCGGUUUUCUGCCACUAAUUACCAGCGAGCGACUUGGGUGAGAGUACUGCACUGCUUGAGGGACGAGGGUCUUCAUGUGAGUGGGAGUUUUUCUUCUGGUGUGUCCAAAAGCGCUUUAAGAGAGAGGUUCAAGGCUUUCAAUGCCAUGUUUGAUGAGGUGCACAGAACACAGGCGACGUGGCUCAUACCCGAUGCUCAGCUUCGUGAGGAACUGAGGAUUUCCAUGUCGGAUUUGCUCAUCCCGGCCUACAGAUCAUUUCUAGGGAGAUUCAGAAGUCAUAUAGAGAGCGGGAGGCACCCAGAGAAUUACAUCAAGUACUCAGUCGAGGACCUCGAGAAUGCAGUCUUGGAUUUCUUUGAAGGGUUUCCAGUAUCUCAGCAUUCAAGGAGGAGAUCAGAUUGA